AUGGCCUUCUCUUUUGGGCAGUCUUCUACCAGUGGCGGGAGUGGACAGUCACUGUUUGGAACAUCUAAUACACCCCCAUCAUCAUCGGGACCAAGUCUGUUUGGGGGUGCGCCAACAUCAGCAGCGAACACGGCGUCAUUCAGUUUUGGCGGAUUCAAGCCAUCAACAACAACGUCUGCUCAACCGCAAGGUCUAUUUGCCAGUGGUGGUGCAAACGAUAAUAAGCCUGCUCCUCCUACGUUUGGACAACAGAGUGGCGCCCCUGGCAAUCCUGCCUCCGCCAACAUUUUCGGGUCAAAGUCGCAGAGCAGUGAUGCUACAAAGCCAUCGUUUGGAGGGUUCGCAGGAUUUGGCACCCCAGACAAGUCAUCCACUCCUACAACAUCAGCCCCGUCAUUGUUUGGCUCUACAACCCCUGCUCCAAGCAAGCCGUUCAGUCUGGGCGCAAAUUCAACUACGCCAGCCGGGCCUCCUCCAGCCAGCUCGGCCUUUGGCGCAAGUACAGGCGGUGCCGGCGCUGGAAUUUUUGGCGCAAAACCAACCGAAGAUGCUUCCAAGCCAUCUUUUGCGUUCGGUAAGCCAGCAGCCCCAGCAGCCUCGCAACCUUCUGGAAACCUCUUUGGUGGUUUAUCCGGCGGGUUCGGUCUGCAAAAACAAGCAGAGUCCUCGUCGACAGCGACCCCGUCAAUGACUGCUGCUUCUGCCCCUGAGUCAAAGGGCUUUUCGUUUGGCCAGCCUACCUCAAAUUCAACGACCAUUCCAGCACCGGCAACUUCGCAGCCAGCUGGUGCUCCGUUGUUUGGCGAAGCACCGAAACAAACUACAACACCGAAUAUGUUUGGGAAGCCAGCAACAACUGAAGCUCAAGGGUCAGCCGCCAAGCCGACCUUUGCAUUCGGACAGCCUGCCGCAACACAGGCUUCAGGCGCAGCGACGCUUGGGACUUCUGCUCCUGCCCAAAAAUCACUUUUCUCUGGAUUCAGUCUAGGCGGCACACCGAGCACUUCACCAGCAACCACUACGGCCACCACGACUGCACCGGCAACUUCUGCGAGCCCGCUCUCCUUUGGUGCUCCAGCCGGUGCGACAACGUCUCAGCCAGCCAACACUUCAGCUCCCCCGGCAAACUCCUUCUUUGGCAAGCCGGCGACGACGACAAGUCAACCUGCCACAACGUCAGCUCCUGCUCCUAGCUUUUUUCCGCUUGCCAAGCCGGCAGCCUCGUCUACUUCACAACCUGCUACUACGUCCGCUCAGACAGCUGGGACAGCUCCUGCGCAGGCCUCGUUUCCAGGUACAAUUGGUGGUCAGACUUCAACGGCAGGUCCAACCCCGCCAGCUCAGUCCCGUCUUCGCAAUAAGACCAUGGACGAGAUCCUCACCCGCUGGGCGACUGACAUGUCCCGCUACUCGAAAGAAUUCAAGGACCACGCAGAGACCAUCGCUCAUUGGGAUCAGUUGAUUGUUGACAACUCCUCGAAGAUCGACAAGCUGUACGUGCGUGCCCGGACGUGCGAACGACAGACUGUGAGCGUGGAUAUGCAACUUACCGCCGUCGAAAACUCGCAAGCGGAACUGGAGUCCUGGUUGAGUAAAUACGAGAACGACGUGGAUGAGAUGCUCGCCAAGGAUUCUGCCGCUCCCGGUGAAAUGGCUGGACCGGAUCAGGAGAGGGAGAGGACAUACAAACUGGCGGAGAAACUGGGGGAGAGACUCGAAGAGAUGGAGAGAGACUUGGAAAAUAUGGUUGAUGAAGUCAACGCCGCGAACGCGAGCCUCAGCAGGAGUGGAAAGGGAGAUGAACCGAUCACACAAAUCGUCAAGAUCCUCAAUUCGCACUUGAUUCAGCUGCAGGCCAUUGAUCAAGGAACUCAGACUUUGCAGGAGAAAGUUGCUGUGGCGCAAAAAUCGGCGAGUCAGUUGGGGUAUCUGACCGGCUACGGGUCAUCUUCCACAACCAAUGGCAGCAACACCGGUGCAGCCGUCCAGGAUUUCUAUCGGAGUUACAUGGGAAGGAGAUGA
Molecule: messenger RNA, 2022 nt
Organism: Fonsecaea multimorphosa CBS 102226
Lineage: Eukaryota; Fungi; Ascomycota; Eurotiomycetes; Chaetothyriales; Herpotrichiellaceae
Exons: 2
Coding region: 1-2022 (673 amino acids)
Biological process (GO): RNA export from nucleus; protein import into nucleus
Cellular component (GO): nuclear pore; nuclear pore central transport channel
Molecular function (GO): phospholipid binding; structural constituent of nuclear pore
Source: RefSeq, a predicted model, not a curated record